AUGUCGUCAGACUGCUCCAUCCCACCGUCGCAAGCGUCGAGCUCGUCUUCCAGCACCGCUGCCGAAGCACAUCCGCCGCGUUCCAUAUCAGCGAAUCAUGACGUUGGCGCUCAUCCUGACUUUUCGACGCACACUUCGUCAUCACAUCGCGGUUCACUCAACACUCACGCCUACUCGAGUGCCACAUACGACGCCAAAGGCAAGCGCAGAGCCAGCCAAGAUACUCUCUCCGAAUCGCCGGGUCACGAUGAACAACUACUUCCAGAUGCCUUGAAUCGCCUCACGUUCAUCUCUCUCCUGGGGCAACCCGUGGCCAUUUCAGCUUCUCUUUCUCCGCCCGAUAUCAGCUCAGCCGCGGCUACCUCUGCCGUCCUGCCUUCGCUGUAUAAGGCCAGCCGUGGUCGUAGCAUCAACGUCAGCCCAAGUCGUAGAUGGGACAGACGAGGUGCCAGCGCUUCCGUUUUGAGCGGCGCCAGUGCAAGUGGCAGCGGCGGUGAGGGCGACGAGCCGAGCGACGAGGAAUUGAUUCGCAGACCCGGUGCGUUGUACUCCAAUGGCGUCGAGCGCAGAACUGCGCCGACUUCACGCUCAUCCAGCCGUCGUCUCUCAGUAGCCAAAGAGGAGCCGCUUUUCCCGUCGGAUGACGAUGACUCCCCACCACUCUCACCGUCGCAGGAAACCAGCAGGCUUGUUGACAAGCGCCAGAAGCACCAAAGCCGCUCAAGGCGUUGGUCCAGCAUCGAGCGUGAACGCAGUCGAGGAAUGCGUAUCCUUUUGCAAGAGCAUCCCAACGACCAACACGAUAUUGCACAAACACCAAGAAGGCCUCGACCCAACUCGUCUAGCCGAGGGCGUACCCGCUCUUCCCACCGCUUUACCAGUGCCACUGAAGAAGAUGCCUCGGAUGCCGAAUUGUCGUCCACACCGUCCAGCUGCCCCAGCAGCUGCGAUCUCGACUACGUACCAACACGGGGCGAUUCUGCCGCCAUUCCAAUCAAAUCCCGCAGAAGCCGUUCGACUGCUCCGACGGGAGGCGUGGCCAACACUCCGGCGAGCGCUGCAUCUAGCCAGGACCAGGUUCCUUCUUCCACCGAUGGCAGCGACGAACCAUCACCCGCUGCAUCUACGCCAUCCACCUCCCUCGUUCAGAAGAGUCCUCCUGGCUUCACCGCCCUCAAAACGAUCGUUGCGAUUCCAGUGUCCUCCGACUCCGACCCGCUGCUCGGGCUCGGCACACCCAGCGUGGAGGAUCUCAUCCAGGUCGACAAGGUCGAAUUUUUCUCCGAGGAAACUAUCACAGCUCAAUUGGCAUCGGCACAGGUCAAACGCAGGACGUCGCCAAAGCGCAGUAAGAAGUCUUCCUGGAUCAUUGGCGACUUUGAGAGCGAGCCAGAGAGCGAGGAAGACCAGGAGUUCGUCAAAGCCGCUCCGCAUGACGAGGUCAAUCGCGCUCAUGCCACUGCCGUCAGAACGUCGCCGCCAGCACCCUCGGCGAGUAGCUAUCAAGCCCGCCUUGCCAGCCUACAAAGUCAAUUGCGCAUGUGGUCCCGCACACCAGACGCUCCCUCACCGCCCAGAACCCGUCAGAUCACCUCGAGCUCAGAAGAUCAGACCGAUACAGAAGCGAAUGGCAAGGAUGACUCGAGCAGUCCAGGUCUGCUGUCAGCUAGCUGGCGAAACUUGGCUCGAUUGCCAAACCUAAUCCUGUUGCCUGGUCUAGCUGCAAGGCAAGCCCGCGAGUCGCUCACCUCCGCGUCCAAAGCGCAGAACAAUGGUCCUGACGGUAGUGAAGGUGAGAGUGCCGUACCAUCAGCAUUGGACUAUACCGACUUGGCACACAGUUUCCGCCUCGCCAGUUCGAAACAAGGUUCCUCUGACGAGAACGUGCUGCAGUCACAGCGCAACAUUGCCCUCAAGAUGGGUCGGCCGCCAUCGCCAUCGCCGAGUCCAUCGCCUCCGGCUUCUCUGCUCGGAUCUCGACAGAGCAGCAACGACAGUCUCACCGGUACUGAGAGGGCUUACCCGGCGCGAAGCGUGACAGGCACUUCGCGUCGUGGCAGAGGCGUUGCAUCGCCGCUUGAAGCCGAUCGUGAUCCGUCCGCUUAUGUGUCUGGCUUAGGUCAACCUAUCGACCCGGAUACCGAGCUGUCCUCUGUGGUACAGCUGCAGACGUUCCGUAGUCGGAGCAGGAGUAGGCCCGCCGAAAGCAGACACAGAAGUCGAGCUUCUGAGGAUUCACGCUCUGAUUCGUCGCGGCACAACGUUCAGCGUGACCCGUCCGAUGAGCAGCGCGGAUCUCUGUCGCCUAAGAAGCUCGAUCAGCCUCUCAUUUCUCUACAGAAGCUAGACAGACCUCUUGAAUCGCAGCCGACAAAGGAGGAAAAGGCGCAGGAGCUUACCGCGAAGCUCGGCAACAGCAUCCCGACGCGGUCAGCUACUAAGCCUGACGGGGCCACUGCGCCCCUCAGUAUCCAGAUUCCGGCAUUGAUUGCAGUGCCGGCGAAGCCAAAGUCGCGUCUGGACCUACUCGGCGACGGACCAGCGCCAACCGAUACUGCAUCUGCGCCCACUUCCCCCACUUUCCGCAAAGACUCGUCUUCGUCGACAUCUAGUGCAGACGAGACAGACGGCAGCAACACAUCUUCCCCGCCGUAUCCAGACCAGAGCAGGGAAGAUACACCAGUCGAUGCGGAUGGUUUCCGCAUCGUUCGACGCCGACAUCGUCGAAGGUCGUCCGGUCCUCGAUCGCUGAGACCUAAAGUGGACGCGCUUGUGCCCCAAGGCUACUCGGCAUUCGCGAUCGCGGAGAAUGACGAGGAUGCAGAGGCAUCCGUGUCUGACGGCGAGACGACUCCGUCGCCCACGCAAGCCCGCUCAAGUCGACGUGGCCGUGGCCGUGGCCGUGAUUCUUCGCCUCGCCGUACUUCGCGACAAUGCGCUGUGGGCCUAUUUGGCGGGGGCAUCUCUGCGGCUUCCUCGUUGGAGACACCUUCAACUCCGCGAGUUCGUCGCGGCGGGCGUAGGGAAAGUGCCAACAUUGGUCUCUCCGCGCCUAUCCGCAGCGUCCGAUCCUCACCAGACCUCACGUAUGCUGCUGCUGCUGCAUCCCGUACUGAUGGUGGCAGCGAUGUGAAUGGUCGAGUCAAGACCAAGGAGAAUCCCUCCCCACCUCGUGGCUCAAGAGGUCGCCGAGGAGCUGUCAAAAUCGUGGCAUCGUCAGUCGGACAACAAGCUACUCUCCCCCAGCCACUGCUCCUUGGGAGCCUCGAAGGAUUCCGUCGCGGGCCUUCGUACCCACCUCGCGCUGGAGAGUUCUUUGAAGACGGAGCGGGCGGCUCCGAUGGCUCUGACUAUGACUCAUCAGCUGCAGCCGCUGCAUCCUCCGGAGCACUCGGAGGACGUGGUCGAAGCGCUUCCAGCCCUGCCUCUGGCAGCGUCUCAGCGCAACCGCUCCGCUUCCGGCUGUUGAGCAACUCGUCGCAUCUGCUCAUGCUGUCGUUGGAACUCGACAUGAUCAAGAAGCAAAAAAUCUCGGCGCCGCUCAAGCCACGUUGGGGCAAGCAUCGCGCCAACGACUUCAACCCGCUUCCUUCGACGAUCUUGCACUCGUCGUCCGCCGCUAUCUAUGCCUCAUCGAAGUACCUGCGCUCGCCCUAUCCGUCAUCUGGCGACGACGACAAUGCAGAUACGGAAGCGGGAGAGUGCCAAGACGGCCAGGAUGUGCCUUGCGACCAAGAGGAGCGUGAGGCUAGCACACCAUUCACAAGUAGGAGCGGGGCAAGAAACGUUGCCGCAUCGACACCUGCAGUAGAGCGACAGGGCAAUCCAGCCAUGAUCGGCUGCGGAGGUGGACUGCGGGACCCAAGCAGCCGGCUACGCUACUCAUGGAGUCUGGCAGAUAUCGCCGGGGCGCUCGAUGCCACCGUAACUCCCGCUGCUGCUGGGAUGUAA
Messenger RNA from Sporisorium graminicola, 3951 nucleotides. RefSeq lists its product as uncharacterized. The coding region runs from base 1 to 3951 and encodes 1316 amino acids. The transcript is spliced from 2 exons. The record is from RefSeq and is a predicted model, not a curated record. NCBI's taxonomy places the organism in Eukaryota, Fungi, Basidiomycota, Ustilaginomycetes, Ustilaginales, Ustilaginaceae.